Molecule: messenger RNA, 1442 nt
Organism: Ctenopharyngodon idella (grass carp)
Lineage: Eukaryota; Metazoa; Chordata; Actinopteri; Cypriniformes; Xenocyprididae
Product: CD48 antigen-like
Exons: 9
Coding region: 277-1161 (294 amino acids)
Source: RefSeq, a predicted model, not a curated record
CCGGACUCUCUGCCUCUGUGUCGGCUCGGGCCUGCGGAAGCUCCGCUGCUCCUAGAGCCGCCGCUGUCAGACCGGCUUCGUCUGCGAGAACCCUUCACAGGUGAACGGUUCCGACCGUGUCUGUCCUCUGACGAGCGGACAUGUCUGCUGGAUCUUUCUCGAGAGAGGGACCGCGAUCGGCUCCUACGAUGCUUCUUCGAUCCCAUGUUUGCAGGUCCUGAUCGCGCCGCGUCGCGUAAAUAGAAGACAACUUCAGCCAUCUUGACGUUUGUUACAAUGGCAGUAGAUCAUCUGCUCACAUCCUUCAUCCUCCUCCUCAUCAGUAACACAGGGUUCAGUGCUGAGAUCUCUGUGUUUGUGCAGACGGGAGAUUCUGUUCAACUGGAUAUACAGACACAAGAACUACCAGAGUUUACUAUUUUAUUAUGGACAAAUGAUAAAUCAGAGAAUAUAGUUAUGUAUAUACAUGGAGUUAAAGUAAAUCCUCACUCUUCCUACAAGGACAGAGUGGAUUUCAAUGAUGAAACCUUCUCUCUCACACUGAAGAACAUGCAGAAGACAGACAGUGGACUCUAUACAGCAAGAACAAUUGGAAAAUCAGAGAAAAAUAUUGUUACAUACAGAGUCUCUGUUAUAGACGCUGUGGAGGCUCCUGUUCUGACUGUAAACUCAAACUGGUCCAGCAGUGACUCCUGUACUGUGAACUUCACAUGCAGAGCUCAUGACCUCAUGAUUCACUCCAGCUAUCAGAACAACAGAUGCUCUCCAGAGGAAGUGACAUCAGAUGAGAUCUACACUCUCAUCCUGUACUGCAGUGAGGAGUCCAUCAUCUGUAACCAUAGCAACACUGUCAGCUGGAAAGAAGACAGAAUAAAUAUUAAACAACUCUGUGAAGAUAAUGAAAGACGACCAAUCGAAACUCAUCAUGGUUUAUAUUCUAUGUCUGGGCUUAUGUUUAUUGUGUCUGGUGUUGUGGGAGUGAUAGUGUUUUCUGGUUUGGUCCUUUUCUGUUGCUGCCAGUAUAAAGGUGUCAAACAGAGUGAUGAUACAGACUACGAUGAUGUUGAGACUCUGACACAGAAGAUGACAGGAGAUACCUGGACCACCAUCAGCUACUGUACAGUAGGACACCAAACACCUUCAUCUGCUCAUGACUGCUGAAGAUCAGACUCAACUGGAUAAAAAGACUUUGAUGAUUGACUGGAUUCACAAACAGAGCUUAAAGUCUUCAUUUAACUCUCUGACUUCAUCACUCUUGUGGAAGUGUACAGAUACUCUUACUGUUGUGAAUGAACUUCAAUCAGUUACUGCAGAUGUUAUGAACGAGUGCUUCGCUGAACAAGAGAUUUUAAAAUCUCAGUGGGACUAACCUGGUUAAGUAGUACAAGGUCAAUUUUUAUAGGCUAAUACUUUAGAAUAAAUAAAAUUUGCAGCCAAUGGUG